Drosophila obscura is the source of this 3067-nucleotide messenger RNA. It is a transcript of the gene pb, whose product is annotated as homeotic protein proboscipedia. The record is from RefSeq and is a predicted model, not a curated record. NCBI's taxonomy places the organism in Eukaryota, Metazoa, Arthropoda, Insecta, Diptera, Drosophilidae. The transcript is spliced from 9 exons. Bases 611 to 3004 code for a protein of 797 amino acids. Gene Ontology annotation, molecular function: DNA-binding transcription factor activity, RNA polymerase II-specific; DNA binding. Gene Ontology annotation, biological process: regulation of DNA-templated transcription.
UGGCUGCUGCUGUACUUUAACUGUGUGUUUUGGCCUAUUCGCGUCGCCAUGGCCGCCGCCAUCGUCACCACCAGCAGUAGCAGAGGUGUGUGCAACCGAAACCGAUACUAAACCCAAAACUGUCGUCGGUGGCAGCAGAACUUGGCGCUGCAGCGCUUGAGUACACAACGAACGGUCGGUCGGCCAUACUAUAAUAUUCCGGUGCUCCCAUUUCCCCUUACCUUACCCUCUCGUGCUCGUUCUCGUCGCGGUUGUCGCCUCCAUUUCGGACCUCACAGAUAAGCCAUAUAGGCCCCGCCGCAUGGGGGUCUAUUGCACACAGAAGUUCUACAACUAAAAACCCGCAUUGCAAAACUUGUGAAAAACAAAAGAGUUAAACUAAACAAAUUGUGGUGCAAAAAGAGAAGAAAAGUGAAGUGAAAAAUCCCAAGUGAAAAAUAAAAAUAAAAACCAUUUUAGAAUAGAACAUAAAAUAUGGAAUGGAAUCAAACACUAAACAAAAAUCUCUUAUUGAAAUGGUUUCCUCACUGAUCAAUACAUAAGACUCUACUGAACCCAAAAAAGACAAAAAAGCACAAACUAAAUUAGAAAAGAAAGAAAAUUCAAAGCCAUGCAAGAGGUCUGCAGCACCCUGGAUACAACCCCAAUGGGGACGCAGAUCAAAUCGGAGUCGCCGCUCAAUCCGCUGCAGGUGCAAACGGGAGGACAAACCGCACUCCCCGUGGGCGGUGUUGGCUGUGGUGUUGGCGGUGCUGCUGCUGUUGGUGGUUUGGUGGGUCAGGGCACGCAGCAGGGUGCUCCGGCCGUGCCGGCGGUGAUGCUGGUCAACAAGAUGGCCUCGAACUGUGAUAAACGGGCCGCGGACACGGCCUACUGGAUGGCCGCCUCCGAGAGUGGCUUCAUCAAUUCGCAGCCCUCGAUGGCCGAGUUUCUCAAUCACCUGAGUCCGGAGAGCCCAAAGAUGGGAACACCUGUUGGCAUCGGAGGCGGCGGUGGUGGUGGUGUCAAUGUGAAUGUGAAUGUCGGCGUCGGAUAUCCGGUGGGUGUGGGACCAAUGCCACAGACACCGGAUGGCAUGGACUCGGUGCCGGAGUAUCCCUGGAUGAAGGAGAAGAAGACGUCGCGAAAGGGCAGCAACAAUAAUAAUCAGGGUGAUAACUCCAUAACUGAAUUCGUUCCAGAAAAUGGCCUGCCCCGACGCCUCCGCACCGCGUACACGAACACCCAGCUGCUGGAGCUGGAGAAGGAAUUCCACUUCAAUAAAUAUUUAUGCCGCCCAAGGAGAAUCGAGAUAGCAGCCAGCCUGGACCUAACCGAGCGACAGGUAAAAGUUUGGUUUCAAAACCGCCGCAUGAAACACAAGCGGCAAACGCUCUCAAAAACGGACGAUGAGGACAAUAAAGACAGCCUCAAAGGUGACGAUGAUCAAUCCGACAGCAACUCCAAUUCGAAGAAAUCGUGUCAAGGCUGCGAACUGCCCUCCGAUGAUAUACCCGAUUCGACGUCCAAUUCCCGGGGACACAACAAUAAUACGCCGAGUGCCACCAACAAUAAUCCCAGUGCGGGCAGUCUGACACCCAAUUCCUCUUUGGAAACAGGCAUCUCAUCGAAUCUGCUUGGCAGCACCACCGUAUCCGCCUCGAAUGUGAUCAGUGCCGACUCCAGUGUGGCCUCCAGUGUCAGCCUGGACGAGGACAUCGAGGAGAGCAGUCCCAUUAAAGUCAAGAAGAAAGAUGAGAGUCAGGUCAUCAAAAAGGAGGCCGUGUCCACCUCAUCGAAGGCAUCGCCAUUUGGCUAUGAGAGCUCUACGCCGAGCUUGGUCAGCUUUCGGCGGGACUCGGAUGCCGUCAUCGCCUCCGCCAAUCCUCCCCCAGCAAAGGGCAAGAAACGUUACCAGAAUAAUGCCAAUGCUAUUGCCACGCCCACACCCCUCACUGAUAGUAAUAGUGGUGGAAAUGUUGGUGCCGGUGCUGGGGGUGGUGCCUCAGCUGGUGGCUAUUUCCCUGGCUACUAUCCUAGUCCCAAGCAGCAAAUGCAACAGCAGCAACACCAACAGCAGCUGCACCCGCAACAGCAGCAGCAUCACCUGCAACACCAGCAGCAAUUGCAACAGCAACAGUUGCAAUUGCAACAGCAGCAGCAGCAGCAUGCCCUAACGUACAAUGGCUAUGAGAGCAGCUCCCCCGGCAGCUACUAUCCCCAGCAGCAGGCUCAGCUGACGCCGCCACCCCAAGCGGUGGUAGGAGGAGCAGUGGGCCACCAGGUGCAACAGCAGCAGCCACAGCAGCACGAGCAUCAGUUUUAUUACAACUACAACGACACCAACGGCAGUGCGUACAUGAACCACCAACAGCAGCAGCCACAGCCACAGGAGUUUUAUUACAACUACAACGACACCAACGGCAGUGCGUACAUGAACCACCAGCAACAGCAGCAGCAGAAACAACAGGCUCCAAUUAAUCACCAGCAACACAUGCAUCACCUGGGCACUGGCGAGGCAUACAGCGCUCUUGGCUUGCAGAUGGAGAACUGCGAUGGCUACAACAAUUUCGGCGGUCCAGGCAGCGCUGGCGCUGGUUCUGCGGUUGCUGGUGUUGCCGGCUACUACGAGGCGGGUCAACAGCCCCCUGUACCGCCCACCCACACGCACACCCAUCACCCCCACCAUCACGUUCAGGUGCAGGCGCAGGCGCAUGCCCAUCUCCAUGCCCACCACAAUCCCGCAGCAGCAGCCCAAGUGGGCGUUGGAGUGGGUGUAGGAGUGGGAGUUGUUCCUCCACCACCGCCGCCAUCGCAUAUCCAUGGCUUUCCACUGAACGGAGGAGGAGGAGGAGGAGGAGGACCGGCCAUCCAGGGUCAGGCUUUUGUCAGCGGUGUAGGCAGUGCCGGAGGAGCAGGAGCUGCUGCGAUCAGUGGCCUGGAGAACUCGAACAGCUCCUCGGAUUUCAAUUUUCUGAGCAAUCUGGCCAAUGACUUUGCACCCGAGUACUACCAACUCAGUUAGUUCGUGUAGAGAGAGGCGCCUGUACAGUUCUAGCCUAAUUGCCCACCCCCUCGUUUGCCUAUU